Messenger RNA from Closterium sp. Naga37s-1, 1476 nucleotides. NCBI's taxonomy places the organism in Eukaryota, Viridiplantae, Streptophyta, Zygnematophyceae, Desmidiales, Closteriaceae. The record is from the annotation of a GenBank genome assembly.
AUGUCGAAGGUUCGGAAUCAGGGAGGCGCCGCUGAAAGGCCGGAAUCAGGAACACUUGGUGACGUCAACGUCUUGUCGGAAGAAGGUACAGUUAGGCCUGUCGAGGAUACAUCGCUAGGAGAGAACACGGCAGGAGUUUCCGAGAGCUUAGAGAAUGCGGAGAAUGUGGAGAACGAGGAGAACGCGGAGAACGCGGGGAACGCGGAGAAAGCGGGGAAGGCGGAGAACGCGGGGCAAGCGGAGAGUGCGGAGAGGUCGGCACGUGCUGCAGGACUGGGUGACAUCUACACCAUGGCUGAGGGAGGAGUGAUGGACCGCCUUAGAACCCUCUGUCUCGCACCAGCCGUCGCGGCGACUCUCGCGCGUCGCCUGCAGGGAAAGAGUGACGGUGACACGGCAGCCAUGGCGGCAGGCAGCAGUAGCAGCGGAACUAGAGUAACGGUUGUUUGGGACAGCAAUGCCGACAAUGGCUUUAACUCUCUGUUUGCGGGGCCGCCGAAGGCUGGACGUCUGGCGGGAGUGUCAUCCGAGAUGCUCGCUGAGGUGGCGGUGGAGGAGACGUUAGAUGAAUUUCUGAACGCGAGAUUGACGGCCGAGAUUGAGGUGGCUGUCUCAGAGUGCAAGGAGAACGAACCGAGCGAAACCGACGCUAUCAGCAGCAGUGGAGGCAGUGGCGAGUCUGUUCGCCUGAUGCUGUCUGCAGCAGCUGCUGCAGAGGUGAUUUCGGCAAGUGGCAGUGGCGAGACCAACGGCCGCGUGAUUCUGUCACCUCAAGAGGUCUGCACUGCGCGGAGGCUGGAAACGGCCUGCCUGGGCGGGAUGCGGCCAUCAGCAGGCGUGGCGGCCAUCAUGCAGGCCCACCCCGCCUCCGCGCUCUCCGCCCUCCCCCGCUCCACCGCCGUUUACCUUGACAAGGGGGCUGCCGCUGCGCCAGGCGCAGGGGAUGCAGCAGCAGCAUCAGGGGAAGAUGCAAGAGCGACAGAAGGAGCCACAGCAGCAGCAGCAGCAGCAGCGGCGGCAGGGAAUUGUGGGGGCUGUGCGAAGGAUCCCCUUCUCAACUGCACCAUUCGAACAAUCGCAUGGAGGUACCUCCGUGCGGGCUCCACCCCUCCUUCUUCCCCCUCAUCCUCUCCUUCCUCCUCGCCUUCCUCCUCGCCUUCCUCCACCUCCUCCCCUCCUUCAUCCUCCUCUUCCUCCCUCUCCCCCAAGACAUCAUUCAUAGUUGCUGCGUUCGAGCCUGAAAACGCUGCUGCAGUGGCAGCUGCCUUCCACCCCUCCCGCGCGCCUCUCCUCCUCCCCGUCACACAAGCCCGCCUUAAGCACUGCUCUCGCUCCUCCUCCUCCUCGCUCUCCUCCUCUUCUUCUUCCUCCUCCUCCUCUCCCUCCACCCCCCCCUCCUCCUCCGGUUCCGAGCCCGCUUCCUCCACGCCCAGGCUACUGCCGGCACAGCUCGGCACAUCCUCGGAGGGGCUAUGA